UUUUGGUCGCGUCGCCUACAGUUCUAUUACGUUCCGUCAUCCUGCUGCACUGCAUCGUUCUGAAACGCCAGCGAUUGCACAGCUCAACUACAAAACUUACACUCACUUGCGUGUGUGCGUCUGUUCGUCUGUGUUUGUGUGUGUGUGUGGUUGAUUGUAGGUGUGCGCGUGUGUGAGCUAUUGAAUACUCGGAUUUGAUUCGACUCGCAAUUAACAUUGCCAGCGGAAGUCGUGAACUAUUCGCGUCGCAUUUGAGCCGCUUCCGUUAGACGACGCUCCUCUCCAGCAAGUCCUCUUAUCAAGGCGCCGCUCCCGUUGCCGUUGCCGCUGCCGCUGCCAUGAAGCGUUUGCGUUUGCCGCUCAUUGCCAGCGUUUGUCUGGUGCUGGUGUUGAUGUCAUCCUGUCUGCUUGGCAGCGCCGAUGCCAAGAAGAAGAAAUACGUUGGCGAAACUGGCGGUGAUUUUGAGUUUAUCGAUGAGAUAAACAAAAAUACGCAGGGCAACAAAAAUUUGGGUGAACGCAAGCGCUGGAUACAUGAUCCCUCAAGUGACCUUUGCCGGCCGCUCAACUGUAAGAAGCGCGAAAUUUGCCUGCUGGAGGACGAGUUCAGUGCUGUGUGCGUGUCGAAGAAGGAGCUGCACAAGAAUCGCGAUGAGAUAAUCACCAAGGCCAAAUAUUUGGAGGAGGAAGCCAAGCGGCGCGUCAAUCAGCAGGAUAACGAUAGCCAGGAUGCUGAGGAUAUCAACAACGAUGACGAGGACAACAGUAGCGACGGCGACAACAAUAAUAACAAUAACAACAGCAAGAACAACAACAAUACACCAGCCAACGUCCAGGCAAACGAGGAUAACAACGACGAUGAAGAUAAGAGCCUGAGCCUAGGCGACGAUGACGAGUCGAAAGAGGACGAUGUCUUCUAUGAGAACAACAUAGCCGCCGGCGAUAAGCAGCAGCAGCAGCUGCAAAAACCAGCGCCCGCCCAGCAGGACGAUGACGAGGAGUUGGACAACUGCAAGCCGUGUCCCGUGGCUAAGCCAACGUUCCUUUGCGGCGCCGACAACAGGACCUACUCAUCACUAUGCAGAUUGGAUUAUCACAAUUGCAUACAUUCGACAUCCAUAAGGAUCGCCUGCAAAGGAUUUUGCCCCUGCAAGGAAUCAGCCGAAGGCAAGAGACUGCAGCGACUUGGCGAGCGUGGUGGCUACAACAAAUACAACAAGAAAAUCAGCCUGGACCAGCAGCAGCAGCAACAACAACAGCAGCAGCAACAACAGCAACAGCAGCAACAGCAGCAGCAGCAGGCCUACAAGGAUAGCAACAACAACAACAUCAUGAUGAGCAGCGGCAAUGUUAUGGGCAACAAUAACAACGACUUCAAUACCAUAAUGAAUGAUAAGGAGGACAACAAUCGUCACUUUAAUCACAUCAAUGCACAGUACACGUUCACGCCCGAAGAGAUCAAAUAUGACAACAAGCACUACAAGUACCUCAAGUAUACAGCUUACAAGAAGGAUGGCAAGUACCAGGAGGAUAAGCACAAGAUGCGCAAUUACAAUGAGAACGAAGUCGUUGAAAAGCAGCCACAAAAAUUCAUCAAAAAUAACAAUCCAAGUGGCUAUCCCUCGAAGUCGGCCGAAUGCAAGCCGCAGCAGUUGACCGCCAUUGGUAAUCGUCUGCUCGACUGGUUCUCCGUGAUCAUGGCCGAUAGCAAGAAGCGUCGCCAGCAUAGCCAAAAGUCCAAGGCGCAUUUCCCACCCGCCUGCAAGACCGAGGCCAAGUGGAUGUUCGGGCAUCUGGAUCUGAACAACGACGGACUUUUGUCGCUGCAGGAGAUGUACGAUCUCGAGCACGAUCAGAACGAGCGCUGCAUCAAGCCAUUCAUUGACACCUGCGACCUGGAUCAGGAUAGCUCCAUCAAUACUCGCGAAUGGUGCCGUUGCUUCGAGAAGACCGAUCGUCCCUGUGCUGCAGUGCGCCGAAGAAUCGCCGGCGACUUUGCAGGUGAGAUAGGCGCCUACGCACCUGACUGCGAUGUCCAAGGAUUCUACAAGCCCACACAGUGCCACAACUCGGUGGGCGUCUGUUGGUGUGUGGACAAGCAUGGAGUCGAAUUCGCCAAUACACGCACACGUGGAAAGCCCAACUGCGAGUCCGUGGUGAAUAAUGCCGCCUCGCUAACAUCCGAUGACGAGGACGAGGGCGCCGACGAUGAGGACAGCGCGGAGGGCAGCGCCGAUCAGAUGCUGGUCUUUUAAGCGCAAUGGCCGCGCAGCGUAUUGGCUUAAAGGUAGUGUAUUGAUGGCCAUGGGCAAUAAUUGCCUGGAGUCCUCGAAUUCAAUCAGCGAGCAUUACUGCGUAAGCGUUAAAAAAUUAAUAUUAUUACAAAGCAAACAAGCAAACAAAAACAAAAGAAGGCAAAGCAAAAGCGAAAACCCAAUACAUAAUUGUGCAGUAGACAAGUAAGAGUUUUCGAAUAGAACUACAACUACAUAUAGCAUCGUAUACUUAGCAGCAAAAUCAACACUCGCAAAAAAUGUUAGAAGUAUGAAUAAUAAAAAAACAAAAACAAAAUACAAUACAAAGAAAUAAUAUUUGAAUACUGAAUGAAUUCCAGUGUCAUUGUUUGAUUUGCUUACGGCGAGCAAAAUGUGGCAUAGUUCAGGGCGCAUUGCACGCAAAAUUGGUAUUAAAGAGAUGCUAAAAUUAGCUUAUACACAAACCCAUUGUUCGGGGUUUAUUUACCCAAAUGAAAAAAAAAGCACACACACACACAUCUAGCAAAAUGGCACAGUAAACACUUUUCGUAAUAUCCAAAA
Molecule: messenger RNA, 2816 nt
Organism: Drosophila montana
Lineage: Eukaryota; Metazoa; Arthropoda; Insecta; Diptera; Drosophilidae
Gene: Cow
Product: Proteoglycan Cow
Exons: 11
Coding region: 339-2255 (638 amino acids)
Biological process (GO): establishment of protein localization to extracellular region; anatomical structure development
Molecular function (GO): collagen binding; extracellular matrix binding; protein binding
Source: RefSeq, a predicted model, not a curated record